UUCUCUCUCUCCUUCAUUCCAUUCCUCUCCCAAGAAAAAAAUUCUCAAAAACACAAUUCCUUCUUCCACCAUCUACUCUCAGAUUCCGGUAAAACACAGCGUGUAAAGGUGAAACAGAUCAGUCUGAGAUGGAAGAAGAAGCUCAAGGAAGCACAGAAGUUGCAGUGUUGAAGGUCGUCGAAAAUAUUGCAGUCGACACAGCUGAUCCAAUUAAGGUCACAAAUGGGGAUUUGCAUCAGGAGGAAACCGCCCUGGAUGGAGAGUUCAUAAAAGUAGAGAAGGAAUCGAUCGAUGUGAAAGGUGAUUCACAUAAACCCGAACCAGCAUCUGCAGAGGAUGAUAACCCUUCUGUAAUUGAAAGAAGCUCAAGUAAUUCAGCUGCCAGUAGAGAAUUGUUAGAAGCCCAGGAGAAGGUGAAGGAGCUUGAGCUUGAGCUGGAGAGAUUGGCGGGAGCUUUGAAGCAUUCUGAAUCUGAGAACAGCCGGUUGACGGACCAGGUAUCAUUGACAAAGGAGAAGUUGGAGGAAAGCGGCAAGAAAUGUGAAGAACUGGAAGUUAGUCAUCAGAAUUGGCAUCAACGGAUUGUGGAAGUUGAGGAGAAACAUGGCAUUGAGUUGAAAAAUCUACAGGAUGCGUUGGAAGCCCACGAAGUGAAGCACAAGGAGCUCAUUGGUGUGAAGGAAGCAUUUGAUAAUCUCAGCCUUGAGCUUGAGAGCUCAAGGAAGAAGAUGGAGGAGCUCGAGAGCGAGCUGCAGGUGUCUGCAGGUGACGCUCAGAAGUUUGAGGAACUGCAUAGGGAAAGUGGUUCACAUGCAGAAACUGAGACGCAGAAGGCAUUGGAGUUUGAGAGGCUGCUUGAAGUGGCAAAACUGAGCGCAAAAGAAAUGGAAGAUCAGAUGGCUCUCCUGCAGGAGGAGCUCAAGGGCCUGUAUGAGAAGAUAGCCGAGAACCAGAAGGUUGAAGAAGCACUCAAGACCAGUGUUGCAGAGCUCUCUUCAAAGGAAGCCCUGAUAAAUGAACUGAGACAAGAGCUGGAAGAUAAGUCGGCUUCUGAGGCUCAGGCAAAGGAGGAUAAAUCUGCUCUUGAGGAUCUGUUCUCCCAGACAAAGGCUGAUCUCGAAGCAAAGAUCUUGGAGUUGGAAGAGGUGAAGCUGAAGCUCCAGGAGGAGGUGACCGUGAGGGAAUCUGUUGAGGUCUGGUUGAAAACCCAGGAGGCAGAGGUUGCGAAGACUCAGGAGGAGCUGGCAGAAGUGACAAAAGAAAAGGAGGCAUUCGAAGCAGCUGUGGCGGACCUUGCGAGUAAUGCAGCAAGAAUGCGGGAGUUGUGUGAUGAUCUUGAGACAAAGAUGAAGCAGUCGGAUGAAAAUUUCUGCAAGACAGAUUCUCUGCUAUCUCAAGCUCUGGCAAACAAUGCAGAGCUGGAGGAGAAACUCAAAUCCCAAGAGGCGCUCCACCAAGAAACAGGUACAAUUGCAUCAACUGCUACUCAGAAGAGUAUUGAGCUUGAAGGUCUGGUCCAAGCUUCCAAUGUAGCAGCAGAAGAGGCCAAAGCACAACUUAGAGAGCUUGAGACACGGCUUAUAGGGGCAGAACAGAGGAAUGUAGAGCUGGAGCAACAACUAAAUCUGGUAGAGCUGCAAAGCAGUGAGGCUGAGAGAGAACUGAAGGAAUUUUCUGAGAAAAUGUCUGAGCUCAGUGUUGCAUUGAGAGAGGUUGAGGAAGAGAAGAAAGAGCUGAAGGGUCAAAUGCACGAAUAUGAGGAUAAGAUAACUCAGCUGGAGUCUGCCCUGAGUCAGUCAUCAUUGGAGAAAUCUGAGCUUGAGUUGGAGUUGAAGAGCGUUGCAGCAAAAUGCACUGAACAUGAGGACCGAGCCAAUAUAACCCACCAGCGAAGCCUUGAGCUUGAAGAUUUGAUGCAGUUGUCUCAUUCCAAAGUAGAGGAUGCUGCAAAAAAGGCGACUGAGUUGGAACUAUUACUGGAAACUGAGAAGUAUAGAAUUCAGGAACUCGAGGAACAGAUAUCCACAUUAGAGAAGAAAUGUGGGGAUGCAGAAGCAGCAUCGAAGAAAUACUUGGAGCAGAUAUCUGACAUUGAAGCAGAGCUUCAGACCUCCCGGGCUGAAUCCAAAAGCCUGGAAAAAGCACUGGAAUUGGCUAGUGAAACAGAGAGGGAUAUCACUGAACGAUUGAACAUUACGAUAGAAGUGAAGAAAGGGCUGGAAGAAGCACUGAGUAGCACCAGUGAGAAGCUUGCUGAAAAAGAAAAUCUUCUACAAGUACUGCAAAAUGAAUUGAGUCUGACACAAGAAAAGUUACAGAGCAUUGAAACCGAUCUUAAGGCUGCAGGGGUAAAAGAGAGUGAGAUAAUGGAGAAGCUCAAGUCUGCUGAGGAGCAAUUGGAGCAACAAGGAAGAAUAAUCGAGCAGAGUACUGCAAGAAGCUUAGAGCUUGAAGAACUACACGAAACCCUAAAGAGGGAUUCAGAGUUUAAACUAAAUGAAGCAAUUGCAAGCCUCAGCAGCAGGGAUUCUGAGGCACAAUCUCUGUACGAGAAACUGAAAAGUCAUGAGGAUCAAGUAAAGACUUAUGAAUUGCAGGCGGCUGACACAGCAGAAAAGUCCACCUCUCUGAAGGAAGAAUUGGAGCGAUGUUUGGGCGAACUGGCUGCUCUGCAAAGCACAAACGAGGAACUGAAAGUAAAGAUCUCAGAAGCAGAAAGUAAGGCUGCACAGUCUGUUUCAGAGAAUGAACUGUUAGUAGAGACAAACAUAGAACUCAAGAGCAAGGUUGAUGAGCUUCAGGAACAGCUAAACUCUGCUUCUGCUGAAAAGGAAGCAACUGCUCACCAGCUUGUUUCUCACAUGAAUACGAUUGUGGAAUUAACAGAUCAGCACUCAAGAUCCUGUGAACUUCAGUCUGUAACUGAAGAACGAGUCAAGGAAGCAGAGAUCCAAUUAGAAGAAGCUGUUCAGAGAUUCACCCAUAGAGAUUCAGAGGCCAAAGAGUUGAAUGAGAAGUUAACUGCACUUGAAAGCCAAAUAAAAGUUUAUGAAGAACAAGCUCAUGAAGCAUCUGCAAUUUCUGAAACCCGAAAAGUAGAGCUGGAACAGACUCUCCUGAAACUGAAAGAUCUGGAAAGUGUUGUUGAGGAAUUGCAAACAAAGUUGGGUCAUUUUGAAAAAGAGAGUGAAGGACUCGCUGAGGCUAAUUUGAAGCUUACUCAGGAACUGGCUGCAUAUGAAUCCAAAAUGAACGAUUUACAAGAAAAACUUUUAACAGCAUUUUCUGAGAAGGACGAAACAGUUGAACAGCUCCAAUUUUCAAAGAAAGGAAUUGAAGAUUUGAGACAGCAGCUUGCUACUGAAGGGCAGAAACUACAAUCACAGGUAUCUUCAGUAAUGGAAGAGAACAACCUACUCAAUGAAACCUAUCAAGCUGCCAAGAAUGAACUUCAGGCUGUGAUAAUCCAGCUUGAAGGACAACUGAAAGAACAGAAAGCAAAUGAAGAUGCUAUAAAAGCUGAGAUGGAAAACCUCAAAGCCGAAAUUGCAGACAAAUCUGUGUUACAAACUCGUCUGGAUGAGCUUGAAAAGCAAUUGGCCUUAGCUGAGGCUCGACUGAAAGAAGAGGUUGAAACUGUCCAGGCAGCUGCAGCUGGAAGGGAGGCCGAAUUAAAUUCACAAUUGGAGGAUCAUGUGCGUAAAGUUCAUGACAGGGACAUAUUAAGUGGACAAGUGGUACAACUUCAGGAAGAGCUGCAUCUUGCCCACACCUCAAUUGCAGAAAAAACUGUCUUGCAAACUCGUUUGGAGGAGCUUGAGAAACAAUUAGUGAUAGCUGAGGCUCAAUUGAAAGAGGUUGAAAGCGUUCGGGCAGCUGCUGUUGGAAGAGAGGCAGAAUUAAGUACUCAAUUGGAGGAGCAUGCACGUAAAGUUCAAGAUAGAGACUCCUUAAGUGAACAAGUAGUACAACUUCAGAAAGAGCUACAUCUUGCUCAGACAUCCAUUGUCGAACAGAAGGAAACUCAUUCUCAAAAAGAGUUGGAACGUGAGGCAGCAGCAAAGCAUUUGCUUGAGGAGCUUGAAGCUAAGAAACAAGAACUCAUACUUAAAGAGAACCAGGUUAAGGAACUUGAGCAGAAAUUGCAGCUGGCUGAGGCUAAAUCAAAAGAAAAGGCUGAUGGAGGCAGUCCAUCUGAGGGUAUGGAGGUAAAAUCCAGAGACAUUGGGUUAGUUACCUCAACUCCAUCAAGAAGGAAGAGCAAGAAAAAGUCAGAAGGAACUUCACCUCAAACCUCAUCAUCUUCAGAGAUCCAUGCUCAGGCCAAUGAGGUUUCUUCUGCCAUGACCCUUAAGUUUAUCCUGGGUGUAGCCUUGGUGUCCGUGAUCGUUGGCAUAAUUCUUGGAAAGCGAUAUUAGCUAUAGUUUUGGGAUUUAUUUUUGGUGUUAUCCCUAUAUCCAGCAUUUUAAAAGAAACAUCUACUUGAACCUCAUCAUCCUCAGAGAUCCAUACUCACUGAGGUUUCUUGUGCCUUGACCAUUCAGUUCAUCUUGGAUUAGCUCUGGUGUGUGCCACCAUUGGUGUAAUUCUCAGGAAAGUGGAUAUUAGCUGUACUUUUGGGGUUUUUCGGUUGUCCCUCUAUUCAGUAAUUUUUUUUGGGGGGGUUUAAUUUAUGCACAUCAGAUUGGAGAGGCUUUGUUUUGUAUGCUAUUAGUUCAGGUUUUCAAGUUGGUCAGGGAAUUUGUUUUCAUUCUCAUCCCUCACCUGUUUGCAAACAAACCAUCUAGUCCAGGUUUUGAAGUUGGUGAGGGAAUUUGUUUUCAUUCUUUUCCCUCACCGGUUUGCAAAGGAAAGAAAAAAAACAGUUGAAUCAUGUA
This is a messenger RNA of Vitis riparia (riverbank grape), 4877 nucleotides long. RefSeq names its product myosin-11. The record is from RefSeq and is a predicted model, not a curated record. The coding region runs from base 129 to 4418 and encodes 1429 amino acids. The transcript is spliced from 8 exons. NCBI's taxonomy places the organism in Eukaryota, Viridiplantae, Streptophyta, Magnoliopsida, Vitales, Vitaceae.